AAUGAAAACGUUGGCAAAGUGAACGUGUUGAGGAAGUUUGUUGUUGUUGUCAGUUAACAGCUGUUGGAGGGAGGCCGUGCUCCUGGGUGGUGCCUGUAUCAGUGCCUGUCUCGGUGCCUGUCUCGGACCUGCCUGGACUCGGAAUAUAUCAUUAAGAUCAAUCGAUGCACUAUAGAAGAUGGCGUGCAUUAAGCUGUCGAGAAAAAUUACUGGCCCAGCUACCGUUAUCGGUGGCAUCCUCAUACACCUCACUCUGGGCAACUUGUACAGCUUUGGUAACAUGAUGACAUAUAUGGUGUCAUAUAUGCAUGGAAGAGUUGAUCACAGUAUAGAUUAUGGAAACUUUAUAUGGGUGAACUCCAUCACCACUGCCGCUCAGGGCCUGUUCAUGGUGUUUGGUGGCCUCCUGGAGAAAAGAAUAGGACCUAAGUUGACCUGCUUUAUUGGCUGUACUCUAGUCAGUGCAGGUAUUAUGCUGACGUAUUAUACGAUUAACGUAUCGCUGUUUACUGUUGUCCUGACAUAUGGGCUGCUGUCUGGACUAGGAAUGGCCUUGUCUUAUGUUACCCCUCUUGCUUGUGGCAUGCAGUGGUAUCCCGAACAAAAAGGCCUAAUUAAUGGUUUAAUUGUAGCUGGCUUUGGACUUGGUGCUUUGGGCUCCACCAACCUCCAGACUCUUUAUCUCAAUCCACAUAAUACAUCACCCGAGUCCAAUGGGUACUUUGUUGACCCUGGUAUACUUGAUAAAGUUCCGUCCGUUUUCAUCGUGCUGGGAUUAACGUUUCUUGCCAUGCAGUAUAUUGGUUGUCUGCUUAUUAGAAGACCUGUGGUUGCUGAAGGGCAGGAAAAUCGGCAUUGGCAGGAAAGUGAAAGUUUGUUGCAUGUCGAUGAAGAACCAGACGAGAGGCUUAGUGUACAGGUACCUCCUCCAUGCACAACAAUACCAACAGACCUGCGGCCAGUGCAGUUGAUAAAGAACAAGACCUUCUACAUCUUUUGGUUUAUAUAUUUAUUUAACACCAUUGCUGUUGGCUACAUCAAUGCUAUGUAUAAAAGCUUUGGACAGACCUUCAUAAACAACGAUCAUUUGUUAGCUCAAAUUGGCUCAUUUGCUGCAGUAUUUAAUGCUGUAGGCCGGAUCGCUUGGGGGCGUCUCAUGGAUAAAACUUCUUUCCAAGUUGCUAUGCGUAUAUUGACAAUUACGUUAAUGCUUCUGUUUGCCACACUGCCAUUAACACAGCAGAUGGGAAAGGCAGGUUUUGCGGUCUGGGUGUGGCUCAUUUUCUUUACAUUCUCUGGAACCUUUGUGUUGAUGCCAACUGUGGUGGAGAAGGCUUUUGGCGCUCAACACUACUCUGCCAAUUAUGGGCUUCUCUUCACUAGCCAGACUGUGUCAGGUCCUCUGAUGGCUGCUGUCAACCAAUUGAUGUUGAAUGCUGUUGGCUACACUGGGUGUUUUCUCACAAUAUCUGGUAUCAUUUCCUUAAGUGUAGGCAUGACCUUCUUGGUACCCAGCGGCCUGUGAUGGAAGCCACCACUAGGAACGGGGUUUUUGAACUUUUGAAACUUUAACAAAGCCAAUCCCUGUAGCAAAACUACCUGUUGUAGUACUGAUUUGAUAAUGUUCUAUCACUCUCCGGUUUAUAAUUAUUUUUUAGAUCUGAUAUUGGUUUUAAUUUGUUGAAAGAUUGUUUUUUAAAGAAUCCAAUAUAUUUAUAAUAAAAUCUAUAUUCAGGCGAUGAGUCACAAUAACAUGGCUGAAGAAUGUUGACCAAACCACACACUAGAAGGUGAAGGGACGACGACGUUUUGAUCCAUCCUGGACCAUUCUCAAAUCGAUUGUGAUGAGGGAGUUGAUGCAGGGCAAUAAAUAGGCGAGAGGGAGGUGAUGAGCAAGGCAAAAGGUAUGAAUGGUAAGGUGUAGUAGAGGGGAUAGUAGUAG
This is a messenger RNA of Procambarus clarkii (red swamp crayfish), 1942 nucleotides long. RefSeq lists its product as uncharacterized. Lineage: Eukaryota; Metazoa; Arthropoda; Malacostraca; Decapoda; Cambaridae. Gene Ontology annotation, biological process: transmembrane transport. The record is from RefSeq and is a predicted model, not a curated record. Gene Ontology annotation, molecular function: transmembrane transporter activity.